Messenger RNA from Xenopus tropicalis (tropical clawed frog), 2265 nucleotides. It is a transcript of the gene optn, whose product is annotated as optineurin. Gene Ontology annotation, molecular function: K63-linked polyubiquitin modification-dependent protein binding. Lineage: Eukaryota; Metazoa; Chordata; Amphibia; Anura; Pipidae. Gene Ontology annotation, cellular component: Golgi apparatus; perinuclear region of cytoplasm; cytoplasmic vesicle. Bases 336 to 1952 code for a protein of 538 amino acids. The transcript has 14 exons. The record is from RefSeq and is a predicted model, not a curated record.
GCUGAGAGAUACAGAGCUGUGUUUAGCUGUGUUUUAACCCUAUUUUAACUACUUUUCCAUCUUAUUUUUUAGAACAACGACUUAUAGUGCAUUCUUGUCUUAGAGCUAUAUAAACACACUUUACAUCCCCCUUAAUAUACACUACUACUUCAGGACAUCACAUGACUACACAGUCACAAUCAGGUGUCCCACGCCUUGAGAUGUCGGUGUAGUCAGCUGAUGUAUGUCAUAGGUGGGCGUGGCAGAGUAUGUUCUUAGCACACUGUCAGUAGGUUAGUGCCGGAGUAAGAACCUAUUUACAGCUGGGAUCUGGUGCUGCGUAUUUAUGUGUCGUCAUGGAGAAUGGAUUGUUAAAACAUCCUCAUGUUAUUAACAUGGAAAAUGGACAUCAGGAUGCCUCAUGUGAUGUUUUUAGCAUGAAGAAUGAUGCAGAAAUGUUGGAACAGAUAAAACAGCUUCUAAUGGAAAAUAAUAAUCUAAAAGAAACCAUGAAGCAAAUGAAUCAAGAGAUGAAAGAACGCCUUGAAGAGCUCCUGAAGAGACACAAUCAGCAUUUGCUAGACUUGAACAGCGAAAAUGAAUUGUUGAGGAAGGAAUUAAACAGUUUAAGAGAAAAAAAUGCCACAUCUAAUCAAGGUAUACCAGUUUGCUCUAACCCAGAGGAGACAAGUGAAAGCAAACAGCUGAAGACUCAGUUAAUGCGUUUACAGGCAGAGAAAGCUGACCUGCUUGGUCUAAUAUCAGAGUUGCAGCUGAAACUCAGCGGUUUUUCUGAAGACUCAUUUGUGGAAAUCAGAAUUUCUGAAAAGGAGUCUGGAGAAAUAAUACAUGAAGAAAAAGCAAAUAAAACACUACCAGACUAUGAUGUGUCAUAUAGCAGGACAAACUCUGUCAAGGAAGAAGGGAGUGGCACUGAACCAGAAGAGGUGGCUAUCAGCAGGCUCCUUCGCAGUCUGAGAGAGGAAACUCAAAAAGUGGAGAGACUAGAGAAGGAAUUAAGUGAACAUAAAAGGUUGGCAGAACUAAAAGAAAAAACCUCCAGAUUCUGUGACAAGGACAUGCAAACAGAGCAGGAAAAACAGAAUCAGUCUGAAGAGAUUUUUUUACUACAUGCUUUUUUUCAGAUUUCCAGUGAAGUAGAUAUAUUAAAGCAGAAAGUGAAGUCACUGAAUAAAGAGCUUCAGGAAACCAAUGAUAAGUUAAACGAGGCUAAACAGUUAAAGAACAGUCUGCAAGAGAAGUGCAUUUUACUAGAUAAGAGACUUCAAGAAAACGCGGUUGAUUUGGAGGAAAAGCAAAAUCUUAGAUAUACUAUAAAGAAAUUAGAACUCCAAGUGGAGAGCAUGGAGUCUGAAAUCAAACUAGAAAGAAACAAAACAGAAGCUGAAAAAAAUCAACUAGCCAUCUUGCAGGUUGCAUAUGACAAACUAAACUCAGAAUAUCAGGAAACAAGGAUACGCGAGAGUGAAAAAGUUUCCAAAGUUGAGUUUAACGAUCUGGUUGAAAAGCUGGAUGCAUGUGAAAAGGCACUGGCGAAAAAACAAUUUGAAAUUGAUGAAAUUAGACAAAUGGACGCAAAACACAAGGAGGAUAUAGAAACAAUUGGUCUGCUUCGUGCUCAGAUUGACGUCUAUUGUGCAGAUUUCCAUGCCGAAAGAUCAGCUAGAGAGAACAUUCAUCAAGAGAAGGAGCAGUUAGAAGCUCGUCUGGCAUAUAUGAUACAAGAAAGUGAAAAACUUAAGGCAGAAAUGAUGGGGAGGCAGUCAAUAGAACAGCUCCAGAGGCGCCAUAGUUGCAGAUUAGAGAAUGUCAGCGGGGGUCCUUAUCUUGUGCCAAGAGGAGCAGAAAACAUGGGACAGCCAAGUAUUACUGUGUAUACAUGCCCAAAAUGUAACCUGACUGUUCCAGAUAUAGAUACGCUGCAGAUUCAUGUCAUGGACUGUAUCACCUAAGCACAAGAUCUCCAUUUGUGCCACUAAAUGCAACACAGAGUCCUUUGCAUUUAGAAUUGUAUAUAUAAUAUCACCAAGCACUUUACCAAACACAGAUUUGUUCUUAAAUAGCUCUGAUCUUUGCUUUAAACAUCAAGGUACUAAAAAUAGUUCCGCUAAUAUGAUUUGCACUCUGGGGUUAUCCUAUUAUAUAUUAGCAAAAAAAAAAUCACAAGUGAACACCUACUGUUAUGACCUGUGAUGCCUAAUGUCAUGUAGUACCUUACACUGAACUUUAAUGACUUAAGUUUAAUAAACAGAUUUUCUCUCUUUA